UGUUUAGCUGAUCUGAUCCCGCAAUGUGUGGAUUUCCGUCGUUCCAAAGGUCUGCUUCAGGUUGCACCUCACGAGCACGCCUGCGAAACACCGGACAUGUUGCGACGGAAAUGUUCAAAAUCUAACAAUAAGUCAUUCAGUUCUGCUUCAGAGGAACUGACAAGAAUAGUCGAGUUUGUAGAGCUUCAGUACGACGACGAGGAUGGGGAAAAAGUAGGGGGGGUGGAUAGAAAGAAGACCCCGCAGGAGACAGCCCCUUGGACUAGAGACACGGGUAUUGAGGGUGAGCGCGAUGGCCCAGGAAAACCGACCAGUCCUACUCGGAAAACUUCCAGAGAAGUUCACAUCGCCUUCCUACCAGACAGAUACAAACCUCUUCUUGAGGAGCAGAGCAGUGAAGGAAUAGAGGAGAGGAUAGAGGGGAAGAAGAAGAGGACAAAAGAGAAACACAAGAAGUAUAGAAAGAAUGUGGGGAAGGCUCUGCGCUUCGGCUGGAAAUGUCUGGUUGCCGGGUUACAGAGCUUGGCGAGUGGAUACGCUACGCCCCUUUCGGCUACAGCUACACUGGUGACCAACGUCCACAGAACUAACCGCUAGAAGUGAUGGGAGCAGGACUGGACUAACAAACACACAGUUUCAACUGUACUGUUCUUUGCCUUUAGGCCAGCACCAUAUAUGACUAGUGGUUUCCAGGAUGAAAUCGGGCUGUUAUGUAAUGUUAACCUCGCUUGUUUAGCUUUACUCUGAUGACAUGAUCACAUUUUGAAAUGCUUGAAAAUGUGUUUGUAAUGAAUGCUUUUAUUUGAUGUUUAGGCUAGGCUACUAAUUUUUUAUUUUUUUUUGUUUAUUGGAAUUUCAACCGAGAAGUUAAUUGAGACAAAGAAGAACUAAGGAACAACUGUAGAUAGAUAGCAAGAGCGAGACUGAAAUGGCCAUCGAAUUAAAGUUAUAAAAUAAUAAUAAUAUUUGUUUACUAAUACUGAUGUGAUAAUAUGCCUUUAUUUUGUAGUACUAAUAAGCAUAAACAUUGUGGCGUUAAUAGGCCUUUAUUCUGUGACAGUAGUAGGCCUUAAAACUAUAGUAUUUAUAUAGUAGCCUUAAGUAUCGACCUUAAUACCAUAGUAAGAAUAGGCUUUAUUUCUGUGUGCCUUAAUACUUUAGUAAAAAUAGGCUAUGCCUAUAUAUUGUAGUAAUAUGCUAAAAUAAACCUAAAUACUGUGGUAAUAUGGGCUUCGUCAUUCACAAACAGGUCUAGUUUGAUACAAAACUACAUUCCUUAAACAAAUGAAUAUUUGCUUAAAACAAUGAGGACGCCUAAAACAAGUGAGGAAUGGAGUUGAAAGGUGGGAGUCUAUACGUUUCCAAACGUAUUCACAGUCAUAUGGAUAGAAAUGCCUCAUCUGAAGCAUGACUAAUCAAAAAAUAUUGUCCUUCAUUAGCGCAGGCAUCCCAAUUGCUUGUCUUUGCAGUAAAGGUUCACACAAGUCUGAAUCCCAUACCUACACUUUACAUUAGAGAAAAAUGAACUCAUGUCACAUUAUGAACUAGUUACAGCAGAGGUAUUCACAUUUUACUAGCGGCGACAGGUAGUUUUAAUUAGGCGACAGGAAGUUUUAAUUAGGGGGGCAAAACGGAGGCUAGGUCCAGGCAGGGUUGCUGAUCACCGGGGACGAGCCGAAAACUUGCAUACUGCCUUGCUUGUGUACAUUACGAAAUGGAGAAUAAAAAUGCACUUGGUAGAAAAAACGUAAAAAAUAAUAAUCUUACUACUUUCCAUGGCGUUUGAAUUUACAACGGCUUGUUCGAGAGGCACCACGCAGAAAUGUGGCCGUCAAUCACGGGAAAUGUGAGCGCUGCCUGCGUCUCGCUCGAUAUGUUUAGGUAAGUAGGCCUGACAUAAACUCGGGUUUGAGUUUAGGCGCGUGACUCUACGAACGGUCACUCCACGCAUUGCCACCAGGGUCCUGGGUUGAAAUCACGUGGUGGCCAAUAAAAAAGUGCGCACAAAAUGGGACAUGAAGAGGAAAAGGAGGAACUUCUGUGAGGUCCAGAUUAUAAUUUGCGUGCAUUAAGGUUACAGGCCUGGCGCUAGGAUGAAGUGACUAAGGGGCCAGUUAAAAGGGGCGAUUUUUUUUUGGGCAGGGUGCUAAAUUCAACUGAGAGAGGCUAAAACCCCUUCUUGCCCGGUCAAGUAAUUAUGCUUCAAGGGAUGUGGUAUAAGGACAAUUUAUCAGGGCUAAUGACAUGAUAAUUAAGCAAGAUGUAUUUUGGGAACACCUACUAGAGUGAGAGGGGUCUGGCCAGGUCUGACGUCUGUUCCCUGUCUACGGUUUCCUCUUGUGCAGAACAAGGGAGCGUUCAGAGAGAUUCUUAAACAGUAAUACACGUAGUCCGUGUGUGCAGACCGAUCGCUGCCAGAGGAUGGGGCUAGAAGUCUAUUGACUGUUGUAUAAAUGGUUAAGUCACAGUUCACUGACGUAUUAAGGUGAAAAAUGAAGACCAACCUCAAUUUAAACCAUAACAUUAUUGAACACGUCCCAUUUCUUUGUGUUUGUUGCAUUCCACAGGCAUAAGUAUCCUAGAAUUAAACUACAUCCUUACAA
Esox lucius (northern pike) is the source of this 2603-nucleotide messenger RNA. RefSeq lists its product as uncharacterized. The transcript is spliced from 2 exons. Bases 97 to 597 code for a protein of 166 amino acids. The record is from RefSeq and is a predicted model, not a curated record. Lineage: Eukaryota; Metazoa; Chordata; Actinopteri; Esociformes; Esocidae.